CCCUCCCCGGUGCCCCGCCAGGUGCAGCUGCACGUGCUGUUCGAGCACGCGGCGGGCUACGCGCUGCUGGCGGUGCGGCCGACGGAGGAGGUGCAGCUGCUGCAGCCGCAGGUGGAGGAGAGCGCGCUGAGCCUGGGCCGCUUCCUGGCCCUGGUGCGCCUCGAGGCCUUCUCGCCCUUCCGCUCCGCCCAGGCUGCGCUGGAGAACAUGAACGCCGUCUCGGAGGGGCUGCUGCACGAGGACCUGCGGCUGCUGCUGGAGACGAGCCUGCCGGCCAAGAAGAAGAAGGUCCUGCUGGGCGUGGGCGACCCCAAGAUUGGCGCCGCCAUCCAGGAGGAGCUGGGCUACCCGUGCCAGACGGGCGGCGUGGUGGCCGAGCUCUUGCGAGGGAUCCGCCUGCAUUUCCACAGCCUGAUCAAGGGCCUGACCGCCCAGGCCGCCUCCAAGGCCCAGCUGGGGCUCGGACACAGCUACUCCCGCGCCAAGGUGAAGUUCAACGUCAACCGGGUGGACAACAUGAUCAUCCAGUCCAUCAGCCUCCUCGACCAGCUGGACAAGGAUAUCAACACCUUCUCCAUGCGGGUCAGAGAGUGGUACGGCUAUCACUUCCCAGAGCUGAUCAAGAUCGUGAGCGACAACUACACCUACUGCCGCUUGGCCAAGCUAAUCGGGAAUCGCAAGGAACUGAGCGAGGAGAGCCUGGAGGCCUUGGAGGAAGUUGUCAUGGACUCUGCCAAGGCUCAAGCCAUUCUGGAU
Messenger RNA from Notechis scutatus (mainland tiger snake), 756 nucleotides. The record is from RefSeq and is a predicted model, not a curated record. NCBI's taxonomy places the organism in Eukaryota, Metazoa, Chordata, Lepidosauria, Squamata, Elapidae.